GCAUUCUCCUCGGAGGCCUCGAUCCCACAGACCGGAAGGGCCGCUGGAGAAACAAAACCCAGCGAAAGCCGGGUGGCUUCCUGAGAGGAACCGGAAAACAGCGACCCCCGUGGACGCCGCGGCUGGCGACUGCGCGUCAACUCUAUGGCUCCGGAUAGCUAGACCUGCCCAGUUUGGGGAUUGUUUUUGAAGGUCGCGCAUAAAACGACCCGGAAGCGGAAGUCGAGGAACGUUCUCGUAGCUUGAGGUAUCGGCGGGAGCGGCCGAGUGGCGGGAGGAGCCGUUACCAGAGCCGGAGCCGCCGGUUAAGCCUGAUCAAGAUGACAACCUCCCAAAAGCACCGAGACUUCGUGGCAGAGCCCAUGGGGGAAAAGCCAGUGGGGAGCCUGGCCGGGAUUGGUGAAGUCCUGGGCAAGAAGCUGGAGGAAAGGGGCUUUGACAAGGCUUAUGUGGUCCUUGGCCAGUUUCUGGUGCUAAAGAAAGAUGAAGACCUCUUUCGAGAAUGGCUGAAGGACACAUGUGGUGCCAAUGCCAAGCAGUCCCGGGACUGCUUUGGGUGCCUUCGAGAAUGGUGUGAUGCCUUCUUGUAGUGUUCUCUGGGGACCCUUAUACCCCAGCCCCAGCACAGAGUCUGCAGCAGGCAGGGUUCCUCCCUGUCCUCCAUGAAGGAAAAGAUGGCUGUUGUCACCCUCACCUCCUAUAUACUCCAGGGUCUGUGGGGAGUUCUCUCCCCUUGGCAUUUCAACCUUUCUAGAAUCAUUGCCCUUGCAUGCCUUUCCCUUCCACCUCCCCCUGCAGUUCCGUGGCAGCAGUUACCAGCUUUCCUGAAUGGAUUCCUGGCCCCUUUCUCCCUCACUAUCUGUUGGAUGCCCUUUGGCUCCUUUCCUUUUUUGGCAAAAACAGUCACUGUCCUUAUAAAAGAUUUUUAAAUUAAUAAAAUCAGUGGCCUUCA
This is a messenger RNA of Mus pahari (shrew mouse), 952 nucleotides long. RefSeq names its product barrier to autointegration factor 1 (gene Banf1). The coding region runs from base 321 to 590 and encodes 89 amino acids. The record is from RefSeq and is a predicted model, not a curated record. The transcript has 3 exons. Gene Ontology annotation, molecular function: DNA binding. NCBI's taxonomy places the organism in Eukaryota, Metazoa, Chordata, Mammalia, Rodentia, Muridae.